Molecule: messenger RNA, 2172 nt
Organism: Closterium sp. NIES-65
Lineage: Eukaryota; Viridiplantae; Streptophyta; Zygnematophyceae; Desmidiales; Closteriaceae
Source: the annotation of a GenBank genome assembly
AUGUACAGCGGAAGUAGAAAACACCAGCACGAGCACAAGCAACGAACGGAGGAGGAUGAGGAGGAGGAGGAGGAGGAGGAGGAGGAGGAGGAGGAGGAGGAGGAGGAGGAGGUGGUGGAGAAGGAGGAGGAGGAGGAGGAGGAGGAGGAGCAGGAGGAGCAGGAGGAGGAGGAGGAGGAGGAGGAGGAGGAGGAGGAGGAGGAGGAGGAGGAGGAGGAGGAGGAGGAGGAGGAGGAGGAGAACGAGGAGGAGAAUUUCAAGGAGGAGCAGGACGAGGAGGAGAAGGAAGGGGACGAGGAGGAGCAAGACGAGGAGGAAGAGGACGAGGAGAACGAUGAGGAACCCAUAUACCUCGCUCAUUGCACCAAGUCCCUCAUUCCAACAGGUUCAUCCUGCCUCUCCUACCUUUCCUUCCUCUCAAUCUCUCCUUCCCUUCUGUCCCGUUCUUCCUCUUCCCACCCCUCUUUCUUCCCCUCAACAAAUGACGAUGAGGAGGACGAGUUCCCGUUCGUCCCCACCCUCAAUCAUAGCUUCGUUCUCCUUGGCACUCCUUGCCUUGUUCCCACCUCUCCUCCACAACCCUCUUCCUCCCAUCACUUCCUCUCUUCUCCGAAUCCCUUCUCUUCCUCCCCUCCAGGUGACGAGGAGAACGAGUUUGGGCUCAACCAGAGGGCGGGCGCUGCUGAUGUGGCGCUGGCAAUCAUUGCGCAGGCGCAUGCUUCCUGGCAGCUUCUCACCGAGGACAGCCCGCCGUGUCUCUCCCCCUGGAGCCCCAUCAACCUCGUGCUCUCCGCGCGCGCGUUCUUCGCGGCUCAUGGCGCAAAUACACUGAUCACCAAGUCCCCCCUCUCUCCCCUUCCCCCAACCAGCACCGUCCCCCGGUUUUCCGGGACUCUGGAUAUUGACGACGCCGCUGACGUGGAUCUGCGCAGCAGCAGCGGCGGGGAAGGGCGGGGAGGGGGAAGCGCUGGAGACGUUAAGCUGGCUGGUGCCAGCAUUCCUCGCCGCAUCACGUUAAGCUGGCUGGUGCCAGCAUUCCUCGCCGCAUCGCUGCUCACUGCCUUCCUCCUGCUGCUACUCAUCGUUAGCCUCUCUGCCUCCGCCAAGGCAAAUCUGCAGGCCAACAGCGUCAACAACGUCUUCUUCUGUGCCUUCCAUGUCAGUCAGCUGCCCUUCUUGCCAGUCAGCUGCCCUUCUUGCCAGUCAGCUGCCCUUCUUGCCAGUCAGCUGCCCUUCUUGCCAGUCAGCUGCCCUUCUUGCCAGUCAGCUGCCCUUCUUGCCAGUCAGCUGCCCUUCUUGCCAUUCGUCUACUCCUACCUUCUCGUGCACCCACGCAAGUGCUACACGCACCUCUUCCCACCGCGCUCCACCGUGAUGCUCGUGCUAACAGUGCUCGCGUUCAAUCUCACGGAGUUUGUCUUCUUCUGUGCCACUGACUGGACCUCGCCUGCCAUUGACGGCUUCACCAGUGAGUUGCAUGUGGACUGCGGGCGGGACCAAGGCAAGUUCUGUUCCAAGUCCCUGCGAAUGAGUGAGAACUUGUGGGAUGGGGAGGGGUGUGGGGGAUGGGGAGGGGUGUGGGGGAUGGGGAGGGGUGUAGGGGACGAGGCAGACGUCAAGGGAGCAGAGGGAGGUUCAAGGGAGCAGAGAGAGGUGUAUGACGACGAGGACAUUGGGGUGUUCUGGCAAGAUCUGCAGGGGGGGGUGUUGGACCACGGGGUGUUCACCCAGGGCAGAGGGCUGCUCCUGCGCGAUUCAGCGAUGCUCUUCAUGGCUCUGCUGGUGAUCUGCCUCAUAGAGAGCGCCAACAUCACCAACGACAUCUCCAACUUCAACAUCUUUAACAUCGCCUUUGAGCUCAUCAGUGGAUACGGCAAUGUGGGUCUCUCCCUGGGCUACACCUGUCCACCUGAAGCUGGCCCCAGCUGUGUCUCCCCUCCUUACAGCUUCUCUGGUGUGUGGAGCCCUUGGUCCAAGCUGGUUCUCGUGCUGGUAAUGCUGCUGGGCCGCCACAGAGGCCUGCCUGACAACAUCGACGCUGCCAUCUCCCUCCCCAACCGCAACCAGUUCAUUCCUGAACCACCUGCACUGCCUGCCCCACCUUCUGCAUCUGCUGUAUCUGCCGUCCCUGUUGUCGCACCUUGCAUGCGUUCCACGUGUGCACCAAGGUGA